Molecule: messenger RNA, 1161 nt
Organism: Pistacia vera
Lineage: Eukaryota; Viridiplantae; Streptophyta; Magnoliopsida; Sapindales; Anacardiaceae
Product: protein SRG1-like
Exons: 4
Coding region: 4-1107 (367 amino acids)
Source: RefSeq, a predicted model, not a curated record
GCGAUGAUCAAUAUGGCAUCAUCUCAACCACCACUUGAGAACUCUGAAUUCUCCAUAGUUAGUGUGCAGGAACUCAUCAAAGACCCUAAUAUCACUGUGCCAAAUAGCUACUUUCGUCCAGAUCAAGAGCCUCCAAAACCCUUAAACGGAAACCAUUAUUUCCCUGCAAUCCCCACUAUUGACUUGGAACGUUUGGUUUCCGAGGAACAGGCGGAGUUUGAACUAGCGAAGUUGGAAUCGACGUGCAAAGAAUGGGGUAUCUUUCAGUUGGUGAACCAUGGAGUUAGCUCUUCACUGCUGGAGAAGCUGAAAUUUGAGAUCCAAGAAUUUUUUAAUCUUCCUCUAGAAGAGAAAAUGAAAUACAAAAUAAAGCCUGACGACUUUGAAGGUUAUGGAAGCGUCGUCCGAUCCGAUGGAAAACUUGAUUGGGGGGAUAAGUUGUACAUGACAACUAACCCUAUUCACAUGAGAGAAUCGCACCUUUUCCCAGAGCUCCCUUCAUCCUUAAGGAAUACUUUAGAGUAUUACUUCCAGGAAAUGCAAAAUCUUUCCAGAAAACUUCUUGGAAUGAUAGGAAAGACUCUGAACACGGAGAUUAAAGAAAUGGAAGAAUUGUUUGAAGAUGGGAUGCAAUCAGUGCGGUUUAAUUAUUAUCCUCCAUGUUCAAAACCAGAGCUGGUUAUGGGUCUUGCACCUCACUCUGAUGCUACUGUUAUCACUAUUUUGAAUCAACUUAAUGGAGUUGAUGGUCUUCACAUUAAAAAGGAUAGCGUUUGGAUUCCCGUCAGCAUCCUUCCUGAAGCUCUUGCGAUAAACUUGGGAGAUAUUCUAGAGAUAAUGAGCAACGGACUUUAUCAGAGCGUCGAGCACAGAGCAUCAAUAAACUCGGCGAAAGAGAGGAUGUCAAUUGCUUUUUUUGUCUGCCCCAAGUUUGAUGCAGAGAUUGGAGCUGCAAGAAGCCUGAUAAUUCCUGAAAACCCACCAUUAUUUAAAAGAAUAGGGACGGAAGAGUACUUUAAAAGCUUCUUCUCCCGUAAGCUCAAAGGAAAGACAAACUUGGAGUACAUGAAGAUUGAAAAUGGUGAAGGCAUGCACCACAAUAUUUGAAUAAAUGGUCUUAAUAUUACUGUUUGGAAGCUUUGUAGUAUUAUCUCACUGACA